AUGGCAAAUAACAGCGCAAAUACUGUUAAUACUGUCUAUGUGAUCACAGGCGGAAACAGGGGCCUCGGUCUUGGCCUUGUUAGAUCGCUUCUUGCGCGUAUAAAUACGACGGUUAUUGCUACUGUUCGCAAUGAGGAAGCAGCUUCAACUCUUACAGAAGAGAUAGCGACAGCCCACCACGGGCCAGGCAGCAUUCUCCGCAUUGCACAGUUAGACUUCUCAACGGUCACCUCUCCAAAAGCAAUAAGAGAUGCGUUCGAAUUCGACAUGGAACAUAUCGAUGUUCUCAUCAACAACGCUGGAGGCACAUUCCCUAUGGUCCCGGCGGCAGAGACAACCGCACACGAUCUCCGUUCUGCCUUUGAAGUCAACACAAUCGCCCCUCUACUUGUCUUCCAAGCGCUGUGGCCACUCCUGCAAAAGUCCUUGAGACCGAAGCUCAUCAUGAUGACAUCGUCUGUUGGUAGCAUUGCAGAUAUGGAGCCUGUCCCCGGCGGUGCCUAUGGUCCAAGUAAGGCCGCUCUCAACUGGCUCACCAGAGCCCUGCAUCUCGAGACGAAAGAUAGCGGUCUCGUUACGAUUGCGCUUCAUCCAGGCUGGGUGCAGACACGUGCGGGUCAAUUCGUCGCAGAUCAAUGGGGAUUCCCUUCAGAACCCCCGGAUACGAUCGAGUCGAGUGUCGAAGAAAUGUUGAAGAUUAUUGAUGAGGCAUCCGAAGAGACAUCAGGAAAGUUCAUCACUCAGAAAGGUCAGAUAUUGAGAUGGUAA
Trichoderma reesei QM6a is the source of this 768-nucleotide messenger RNA. RefSeq lists its product as uncharacterized. Bases 1 to 768 code for a protein of 255 amino acids. NCBI's taxonomy places the organism in Eukaryota, Fungi, Ascomycota, Sordariomycetes, Hypocreales, Hypocreaceae. The transcript has a single exon. The record is from RefSeq and is a predicted model, not a curated record.